AACUAAGCCUGUUACAAACUGCCCAGAGGGAGCCAUGGCUGCAGAGAACCCUGUGGAAAGUCUCCAGGAAGAAGCGACAUGUCCCAUCUGUUUGAAGUAUUUCACAGAACCUGUCAUUCUGGAGUGUGGGCACAAUUUCUGCCGCGCCUGCAUCAGCCAGUGCUGGGAGGGAUCUGAUACAGCCGCCUCCUGCCCUCAGUGCAGAGAAACUGUGCAACAGGGAAACCUCAGGCCCAACAGGCAGCUGGCAAAUGUCGUAGAAAUCGCGAAGCGGCUGAGUUUACAGGCAGCAAAGGGAGCAGGAGGGGACGGGGUGUGUGGGGAACACCAGGAGGCUCUGAAACUGUUCUGUGAAGAGGAUGAAACCCCCAUCUGUGUGGUGUGUGACAGAUCCCGGGCUCACCGCGCUCACACGGUGGUUCCCAUACAGGAAGCUGCCCAGGAGUACAAGGAAAGAAUCCAGGCCCAUUUGAAGACUCUGAGGGAAGAGAGAGAAAAACUGUUGGGAUUGAAAGCGACUAGAGAAGGGAAGAGAGAGAAGUAUCUGAAACAAACACAAACCGAGAGGCAGAAGAUUGUGUCUGAAUUUCAGCAACUGCGGCAGUUCCUGGAGGAACAAGAGCGACUCCUGCUGGCACAGCUGGAGAAGCUGGAUGAGGAGAUUGUGAAGAUACAGAAUGAAAAUGUCAGUAAACUCGCCGAGCAGAUUUCCCAUCUCAGUGAGCUGAUCAGUGAGCUGGAGGGGAAGUGUCAGAAGCCAGCAAGUGAAUUCCUGCAGGAUAUUAGAAGCACCUUGAGCAGGUGUGAGAAGGGGAAGUUCCAUCAGCCAGGGGAGAUUUCUCCAGAACUGGAAGAGCGAGUCAGUGGUUUCUCCCAGAAAAUGAUUGUGCUAUUGGAGACUCUGGGGAAGUUCAAAGAGACUCUGCCGUCUGCACUAGUGACAAAAAGAGGAGGAUCCCUAGGAACACUCAGACAGGAGAAUGUGACUCUGGAUCCAGACACAGCUCAUCCCCAACUCGUCCUGUCUGAGGAUGGGAAAAGUGUGAGAUGUGGAAACAUACGACAGCGACUGCCCAACAACCCUGAGAGAUUUGACUAUUUGCCCUGUGUGCUGGGCUGUGAGGGAUUCACCUCGGGGAGACAUUGCUGGGAGGUGGAGGUGGGGGUGGGGAGUGGGGGAGGCUGGGCUGUGGGGGUGGCCAGAGAGUCUGUGGGGAGGAAGGGAGGGAUCAGCCUUAGCCCUGAGGGGGGGAUCUGGGCUGUGUGGCGGUGGGGGUGGGGUCAGUUCCAGGCUCUCACCUCCCCUGUGACCCCCCCGCCCCUGAGCCGGGCCCCCAGCAGGAUCCGGGUUUGUCUGGACUGUGACCGGGGGCAGGUGACAUUUAUCGAUGCUGGUGACGAGACCCCGAUCUUCACUUUCCCGCCGGGCUCCGUCCCUGGGGGGAGAAUCCGACCCUGGCUCCGGGUGGGGGGGGGAUCCCAGCUCAGACUGUGUCCCUGAGACACGCAGCAGAGGGGGGAACCGGAAAUCAGCCUCUCUAGCCUCAUGGACCCCAGUAUCUAUUACCUUCGAGGAUUCCCAUCUACCCAGCCCCUGGCUCCUCAUCUCUAUGACCCCUAGAAGCUCCUCCCCCUCCCUGUCUGCAGCCCCAGGGAUGGGAGGGGGAGGGGGAAGAACCCCUGGGGCUGCAGGAGGAGCAGAGGGGCCCUGAGGGGCAGAGGUGGGGGCUGGACAGGGGGCAGCACUAACAGCCGGGCAGGGGACAGGCAGAGGUGGGGGUGGCAGGGACACACCAUGAAUCAAUCAGGGUUUGGGGGGUUGCGGAGAAGCAGCAGCAGGGAGCGGUUUGUACAGAUCUGUGGGAUUAGAUCUCACCGGGGUGUCUCAGCCAGAGCUCCUGCUGCAGGGCCCAAAUCACCUUCCCCUGUAAUUACAGAAAAGCUGGUAACCCUGUAAUUGUCACAAAAGGGGUGGGGAGGUGGAGAUGGGUGCAGAUUGACCAAAAAAAAAAAAAAAAAACCCUUUAUAUAACCUUAAAAAAAUCAUCAUUGGGUCAGUCUCAUGAUUUAAGUCCUGAUGUUGGCAGUUCUGGGGGAGGCAGGGACAGAGCAGGUUUAACCAGAGGGAAUUAGAAGAAGCAAGAAAAAAUGUAAAUUAAAAUAAAACAAGAAGAAAGGGAGAGUUUAUGGUAAAUGGUGGAAAACAGAAAUGAGAAGAGUGACAGGAAAAUAUCCCUGAUGGGAAUGAGUCGGGGGCAGUAAGAGGGGAAGGAAUAAAAUCGGGAAAUGGAGCAGCCAUGGGAGAUGAUCUGUGACAGGGAGGGGAGGCGAGCGGGAGAGACACAGGAAAAUAAGCAGGGAUCAGAAGUGAGGCUUAGAAAAAUGAUUAGAAAAGGACAGUAUGAAAGGGAACAUGAGAGGGACAGAGAUUUAUGAAAAGUUACUGAAAGUGACACUGUAACUCAUUAAUUCCCUAUAUUGAUUCCUGGAUGACUGUACUGUUGUUGUGCCACUAAGAAAACUGUUCUCAGUAGCUGGGGAAUCUCCUUUCCAUGCUGUGGUUAUUAAGGCUCCUUCUCAGCUUCCUUUACUUACCACCUUUAGUUACUACUGUAAAUAAAAUAUUACAAACAAUU
Malaclemys terrapin pileata is the source of this 2636-nucleotide messenger RNA. Its product is annotated as zinc finger protein RFP-like. The transcript has 7 exons. The record is from RefSeq and is a predicted model, not a curated record. Lineage: Eukaryota; Metazoa; Chordata; Testudines; Emydidae. Gene Ontology annotation, molecular function: protein binding; zinc ion binding. Bases 35 to 1501 code for a protein of 488 amino acids.